CGCUUCUUCCUUCUUUUUGGUGACUGGCCGGAGGCCGCGCUGCGAUGAGGCGCCGCGCUGAAGGCCCGUCCUAGAACGGCGUUGGCUGCGCGGGGCGCCCGAAGCUUCGCGCGUGCAUCGCGGGCGCUCAUGGGGUCCUGAGGCGGGGAGUAUCUUUUCUAUUCUUACUACUUACCUACCAAGGCUGUUUAAAUGAGAAUGUCCUUGGCGCAGAGAGUGCUACUCACAUGGCUCUUUACAUUACUGUUCCUCAUCAUGUUGGUGUUAAAGCUGGAUGAAAAGGCACCAUGGAACUGGUUUCUAAUAUUUAUUCCAGUUUGGAUAUUUGAUACUAUUCUUCUAGUUAUGAUCAUUGUGAAAAUGGCUCGCCGUUGUAAGUCUGGCUAUGAUCCUCGCAAUGGCUCCCAGAAUCUCAAGAAAAAAGCUUGGUAUCUUGCAGCAAUGCUGCUUAAGCUGGCCUUCUGCCUUGCUCUCUGUGCAAAACUGGAACAAUUUACUGUAAUGAAGCUUGCUUACGUCUUUAUUCCUCUUUGGAUUCUGCUAAUUGGAGGGAUGUUAGAACUUGGAUAUAAUAUUUUCUAUGUACGAAGGGACUAAACUUUUUUCACAUUCCUGAGCAAUGCUGCUAUAAGCUUACUGCCUCAAAAGGAACUAUUUAAAAUAUAUAUUUGACCUCCAAGCUGCUGGAUGUGAUUCUUCAGUAUGUGAAGCAGAGCUAUCAGAUUUUCAUGUACAUAUUGUAAAUAAAACCACCUCAUAUUUUC
Molecule: messenger RNA, 764 nt
Organism: Python bivittatus (Burmese python)
Lineage: Eukaryota; Metazoa; Chordata; Lepidosauria; Squamata; Pythonidae
Gene: TMEM60
Product: transmembrane protein 60
Source: RefSeq, a predicted model, not a curated record